Molecule: messenger RNA, 1155 nt
Organism: Podospora anserina S mat+
Lineage: Eukaryota; Fungi; Ascomycota; Sordariomycetes; Sordariales; Podosporaceae
Exons: 4
Coding region: 1-1155 (384 amino acids)
Source: RefSeq, a predicted model, not a curated record
AUGGUUUUCACAUUCAUUUUUGCGGGCCUACUCCUUCAGGUUGUUACUGUCACCUCUCAAAAUGUCAUUGUUGGCAAGCUCCUGCGCUUCGCGUGCUCUCAGCUUGUCAUCGAGAGGACGGAUCCAUUGGUCAAUCCCGGCUUGAGCCCUUCACCACAUACACACCAGAUCGUGGGUGGAAACUCAUUCAACGUGACAAUGAAUCCUUCCGAGAUGGAACCCUCUCGGGCAUCCACUUGCACCACUUGCACGUAUUCUGAAGACUUCUCCAACUACUGGACUGCCUCUCUCUAUUUUCGCUCUCCAGAAAAUGGCUCUUUCAAGCUUGUUCCUCAACGUCCAAACUUUGUGGGAAUGGAUGGAGUCCGUCAUCCAGUAGGAGGAGGGAUCACGGUCUAUUACAUGACAUCCGUUUUUGGCAGUACAUCUGGUAACGGAAAAGUGACAGCAUUUCCCCCAGGCUUCAGAAUGCUCGCCGGCUCGCCAGACAUCACGUCAAAAGACCGUACCUUCCCCGGCAUCUGCCACCGCUGCAAUGGCAACACGACAGGAUUCACCCCGUGCGACUCUGCUGAUAGCUCUGAGCUGCCGACGAAAGUGUGCCCUGGUGGUAUUAGGGGCUCUGUGAUAUUCCCAUCUUGUUGGGACGGUAAAAACUUGGAUUCUCCCGACCACAGUUCACAUGUUGCAUACAGCCCUGUCGGAGGAGGGAAACUGGCCGGCCAGGCCUGCCCAGAGACACACCCGGUGCGAAUCCCACAGUUGAUGUAUGAAAUGCUGUGGGAUACAUCACAGUUCAAUGCCCCGGCUUAUUUUGAUGAGACAGCGAAGAGGCAGCCGUUUGUGUACAGCUUUGGUGACGGCAUAGGGUAUGGACAGCACGGCGACUAUAUCUUUGGCUGGAAGGGAGAUGCUCUUCAGCGGGGGAUGGAUGCUGUGCUGGGGGAUGAUUGCGUCAACGAUCGGUGUCAUGCGUUGGAGUUCCAGUCUCCUGCAGAAGGCGUGGCUUGCGCGAAACCAACACAGGUUGAAGGGGAGAUUGUUGGAAGAGGCGGUGAAUGUAAGUUUAUGCGUGUCAUGAGAAUUCUCCAGGUUGUACUAAUACCGCCAGGGCUUCAAACACUUCCAGGGAAUCCACAUCUCAGGCAGGCAUAG